AUAGGGAUACAUUUCGUACGUUACUUUGUACUCUGACUUGGACUCCUUGGAUACGUCUGUUAGAAUCAUUGCGACACUCGUUUCAUCUGAUCGGAACCUGAACCUGUAACCGAAAGCUCCUAACGAUCCCCGCUUCUGAAACGCCGAAUCCCCCCAAAUCUGCUCAUACCAUACCGCCUGGCGCACCAAGAGACAUCCAGUGAAUUCGAGAAAUGGCGGUCCCGUUUCCUGAACUCACGCAAUUCAAGACGAGGGAAGAACAGGAUCAGGAGAUUAGGGUAUCAGAACGACCAUCGGUGUAUCGACAGCUCACUCGAGAAAAACGCACACUCGCACCGAUCCUUGAUCGAAAGAGUGAUGAGACGGACGUCGACCAUGAUGCAGACCAGGUCAAGGGUUACAUCCCGUAUGACGGGGGACUGAAUGAACUGGAAAAGCAGGCGACAAUAGGAGGCAAGACGAUCGUGACCUACCCAGAUGGAGGGUUACAGGCGUGGUUGGUGGUUUUAGGAGGGUUCUUGAUGGUCUUUUCGGGAUUUGGGAUGAUCGGGUCGUAUGGAGCCUUCAACACGUAUUACCACAACCACAACCUCUCCGCCUACCCUCUAUCAGUAACGGCCUGGAUAGGUUCCCUCCAAGCUGCACUCGUCUUCACCCUGGCGAUCAUCGGGGGAUCCAUGUUCGACAAGUACGGACCAAGACCGUUGAUGAUAUUUGGAACGAUCACCUCUUUCGCUGGGUAUCUGGCGCUCAGUUGGUGCACUCAACUUUGGCACUUUUUCUUGGUACAAUCGGUCUUGAUCUCGACGGGUAUGGGAGCCAUGUUCGUUUGCGGUGUUGGCGGCGUUGCAGAUUGGUUUGACGAGCGAAAGGGGUUGGCUACCGGGAUCGUCGUCGGAGGCAGCUCCCUAGGAUCUAUUGUGUGGCCUCUUAUGAUCGCUAACCUCCCUCAACGAGUCGGCUUCGGUUGGACUGUGCGAAUCAUCGCCUUGAUCCAACUCGUCGCAUUGAGCUCCGCUACGCUCCUUAUCCGGACCCGACUGCCUCGUCAACAAGGCAAGCCCUUGUUCAUGCCCAAGACCUUCCUCACCCAUCCGGCCUACACAUGCAUGGCGGCCUCGUGCUUCUUCUUCUCGAUGGGGUUCUUCUUCUUCCUGGUAUACUGUGGACAGUACGCGCUGGAGAUCGGUGCGGGGGACGCCGCGCCCUACGUAUUGAUCGCUUGCAACGCUGCCAGUCUGCUCGGGCGGAUUAGCAGUGGGGUCAUCGCCGAUCGAUUGGGAUACUUCAACAUCCUCAUCCUCGAACUGGUCGUCACUUUUAUCAUCAUCUUUGCCUGGAUGGCAAUCAAAUCGGUACCAGCACUAUUCGUGGCCGCCGUCUUUUACGGGUUGGUCACGGGAGGGAACAUCGCACUACAAGGGCCUUGCGUCAUUGCUGUGACGAAAGAUCUGGGUUGCGCAGGAACCCUGAUUGGGCAACUAUAUGGUUGUCAAUCGCUUGCGCUCCUCUUGGGACCUCCAAUUUCGGGUUACAUCCUUGGGAACGACCCAGCAAAACAGAUGGGCAACUACAAAUAUGCCAUCAUCAUGAACGGGCUUUUGAUGAUGCUGGCGACAGGUUUCGCGAUGGGCGCGAGGUAUUUCCAGACUAGAAAACUUGUCGUUGUGGUAUAGAGCAUCAAGGAUAAUUAGGCAAGAUCUCGCCCGUAUUUAUAUAUAGCUUGGGGGGGGGGGUAGAUGCCGGAAACUUGUAUUCACCACAUUAUUUGCUUCGAGCGCCCUGACAGUCCGGUCUACAUAGCUCGGAGAACACCAAGAUGUAG
Filobasidium floriforme is the source of this 1825-nucleotide messenger RNA. RefSeq names its product major facilitator superfamily domain-containing protein. The transcript is spliced from 9 exons. The record is from RefSeq and is a predicted model, not a curated record. The coding region runs from base 213 to 1676 and encodes 487 amino acids. Gene Ontology annotation, biological process: transmembrane transport. Lineage: Eukaryota; Fungi; Basidiomycota; Tremellomycetes; Filobasidiales; Filobasidiaceae. Gene Ontology annotation, molecular function: transmembrane transporter activity. Gene Ontology annotation, cellular component: fungal-type vacuole membrane.